CUUUCCAAGCAAAGGUCCGGGGGGGGGGGGGGGGGGGGUUUCCACUCAGAUCUACAUUGCUUUCGCAUCGAUCGUCAGAGGAGGAGAAUCUACAAUGAUCCUCACCUGGCUAACCAGAAGAAAGAAGUCUUAUUAUAGACGAAUAGCAAUAGACGCACUAAACAAGAAUAUUGAGUCCUGGGAUCGAGAUAGGGAAGCUUACCUGGAGCAGGCUGACAUGGAGUCAGAGCAAGCUAAAAAAUAUGUCCAGAAAGGCGACGAAGAAGCUGCCAAAUACCAUUUGAGCCUCAAGUUGCUAGCCAACCGUUCUGCUCAACAUUGCCAGGAAUUACUGCUUCAUUCUCACAAACAAUUGAUUAUUCUUAAUAGGCUGGAAUUGCAAUCGAUGGACGACGAUCUCACCACCCACAAUCCAAUGCAUAUCUUUACAAUGUCUUUGGCUUUUUGUUUGUUCCUUUUUCUUAUAACUUAUUUUGUGUUUUUCUAGACACUACCAAAAAACAAAGAUAAGUUUGUGUUUUUCUAGCUCCUAAUAUUACACUACCAAACAGCAAGGAUAACUUAUGAAUGUGCUACAAGAUUUCAAUUUAUUGAACCCGAUUCUAUAUGAAGAAUAAUAGUGCAUUAAACCCUAA
Arabidopsis lyrata subsp. lyrata is the source of this 635-nucleotide messenger RNA. RefSeq lists its product as uncharacterized. NCBI's taxonomy places the organism in Eukaryota, Viridiplantae, Streptophyta, Magnoliopsida, Brassicales, Brassicaceae. The transcript has 5 exons. Bases 95 to 487 code for a protein of 130 amino acids. The record is from RefSeq and is a predicted model, not a curated record.